ACCUGUGUGCCAGGGAAUCUUUUCUUGCAACAGUUGUGGGGCCACCGAAACCCUUUUACUGAGCACCAGGGAUACUUUAUUUUCAAGAGGGCCUGAGUGUGCGUUGGCAGCUUGGACUUUUUCCAUAACAAAUUGAAAGGAAACCAUGAUGUGUGUCCAUUCCAGGCACCAGUUGCCCAUCCCCAUGAAUGAUUCGGUAAUGGGAAAACGUGUUUUUUUUUUUUUUGUUUUUUUUUCAAAAUGCAUCAGUUAGUAGUGCUGCUCCAGCAGACUUCUGCACUGGAACCCAUUUUCAAAAGAGUUAACAGGUUUUUUUGUUUGCCUAGUGUUUAUAAAUGAGCUCCAUUGUCAGUUUCUUAGGUGCCUUCAGUCAUGUGACUGCUGCACUGCAAGUUGAAUUGAUAUUGACUCCCCCCCAGCAUCCAAUCAGCAAAACAAUGGGAAUACAACAAGAUAACAGCUCCCUGGUAGAUAUGAGAAUAGCACUCAGUAUUAAAAUUCCAAGUCCGAUUGCAACCCCUUUAGUUCCAUUGAGUUGGAGAAACAAUAGCUUAUCUGAAAGCAGUUCCAUAAUGAAGUGCUGGUUCUUUCUGAAAGUGCAGGAUCAAGCAAAAUAGCCUGAGAUGAAUGUCUACACACAAAUAUCACAACUAAAAAAAAAAUACAUUUGUUGGUUCAGGAAUAAAUUUUAUAUGGUAGAGUGAAUUAUUUGAAGUGUAAAAUAAAUAAAAACUACACCAUAAAAAUCAUGACAGAAUAUGCAAUUCGACCCCUACUUUACUAUGUUCCCUUGUGAAAUGAUAGAAUUUAAACUAGAAGUCCCUCUGCUUUCCAUAGUGGGUGGUGCACAAAUUUCCCCUUUAAAUAUUUGACCAGAAAAAUUUGAGGUUUAAUAAAUGGGCCCCUAAGUUGCAGAAUCCAUCACUUCAUAAUGAAACAAGGGAAGGGGUAGUUUGUAUGUCUAAGGGGUACUGGGAAAUUACUCAAUCUGUGGAAUCAGGUACAUUAGGGUAGGAAAAAAAUAAUAUUUAUUAGACAUUCAGGCACCUUUUCUAUAUAAGCCCAGCUGAAUAAGCUCAUGCCAAAAAUGGGGUAUAUUUUCCCUUUAAUGUACUUUUUUUUCCCCUCUGGAACACGGAGUUUAUUUUUGUGCACCUGCUGAGCAUAACAACAGCCACAUCAAGGCAAAAUGAAAUAGCUGAUGCAGCUUUGCUGUAAAAUAUGCCCUAUACAAAUAGUGGCAGAAGUAGUCAUUUCCUUUAUCUGGAGUUACAAAAACGUAUUGUUAAGAUUUCAAACCUGACACAGGCUGAUGUUCCAGCCCCAUUAUGAAUGUAAAACUGCCUGAGUUUUCUCUGUUUAUUUUGCUGGUGCUGCAUGCACAGCUGUCCGAGAGCUACCCAAAAGUAGUCAUUGCAUCACGAGAUGGUGAGCCUUACCUUCUCUGCCAAUAUGUACCUCCAAUGGAUUCCACGUUUAAUCUAACCUUGACGAAAGGCAAUAAGAAACAGGAAGUGUGCAUGGUGUACACUGAUAGAAAAAAUACCACCUUUUAUAGCUGGAAUGACAAACCUACAUGUAACUGGACUACAUCCAAUGAUAACAGCAUUUCUUUCACUCUAUCCAAUUUUGACAUCAAGCACACAGAUAAUUACACUUGUGAGAUUAGGAUUUUUUUUCCCCCUCCGUUCCGAAGUGUUAUCAUAAAUGAGACUUAUGUUUACAUCCAUGAUUUACAACAGUGCGAUGGAAUGCAAGUAUUUAUUAUAUGGAUUUUGACUGGUCUUGCUGGAUUUCUAUUUCUUUGCUGCAUUUUAACAUUCUGUCUUUGGAGCCAAAAUAGGUAUCGGCCCAAGACAGCCCAAAACAAUACCCAGAAUAAUGAAUGCAACAGCGAAUACAUGCCAAUGGCAUCUGUCAAUCCAGCUAAACGUCCAAUUAUUCCAAGGCUAUGAGUUCGAACUAUGAUGAGGGAAGCAAAGUUUCAUGUUUGUUCACCAUCAGGCACAAUAAAACUCUCAAUCAAACUAAUAACAUAAGUGGGACCUGUGCAUCUUUCUUCAAAAGAAAACAAAUGGUGAAGAUUCGUCACAAAAUGAUACAAGCCAUUAGUUGGCUCAACGGUUUCAGCAAAACAUCAAACCAUUAAAAAAAACUAUCAUGGUUAAUAUAGACAACUGUCAGAAGACAAAUUUCAGUUUCUAUUGCAAUACUGAAUAGGCAGUUCCUGGAGUACAAGCCCAUGUUGUCCCACUCCUAUUGGCAGAAAGAAAAAACAUUUUCACAUAUUGACAAAGGAAUAUAUUUUUUGUUAGUUCAUACUUUAUGUCUAUCCUACUGGGCAGUUUGGGACAACAAACAUUUUUUUGUUAUAUUAUUAUAUAAUAAAGAUAUUGUAUAACACCUAGUAACUAUGGCGUUUACUAGGUGUGAGUCAUUUAGUAGUCAUUUAGUGAGCACUUUUGGCCUGGGACAGACUACAUUUAAUAGUCUGUUGUACUCAGUUCUGGGAAGGAGGGGGGCAGAUUUAUUUUUAUUUUUAUUACAUUUGUAAUUUUGUUGUAUAUUUGUUUUUACAAUAAACAUAAAAGCACUGUA
This is a messenger RNA of Xenopus laevis (African clawed frog), 2598 nucleotides long. It is a transcript of the gene icos.L, whose product is annotated as inducible T-cell costimulator. The coding region runs from base 1329 to 1955 and encodes 208 amino acids. The transcript is spliced from 6 exons. The record is from RefSeq and is a predicted model, not a curated record. NCBI's taxonomy places the organism in Eukaryota, Metazoa, Chordata, Amphibia, Anura, Pipidae.